Cyclopterus lumpus (lumpfish) is the source of this 1175-nucleotide messenger RNA. Its product is annotated as protein shisa-5-like. The coding region runs from base 59 to 688 and encodes 209 amino acids. The record is from RefSeq and is a predicted model, not a curated record. The transcript has 5 exons. Lineage: Eukaryota; Metazoa; Chordata; Actinopteri; Perciformes; Cyclopteridae.
GUUGAAACAGUUCAGCGCAGUCAGAGUCAUUUCCUUAUUUCACCAAUUCAUUGCAGUUAUGGCUCCUGGUGUCUUGUCCGGUCGUGUUUAUGUUCUGUGUUUGAUCCUGCUCCCAGCUGUAUGGGCCGAUAACUGUAGCGACUACGAGGGCUCAAAUGGUUACCACCAUCAGGAUCAGCAAUGCGGCUCUCAGUACUGCUGCGGAAACUGCGAGAGAAAGUACUGCUGCAGUAACAAAACACAGCGUCUUUCUCAAGAAGAAGAACACAAGUGUUCUGGAAGUUCUUCUGACCUUGGGACAAAAAGUCUCUUCGCUAAGCGUCUGGGAAGCGUCAUUGGGAGAAUUCUUCCGUUUAUGCUCAUCAUCUGCUGCGUGGCUCCGUGCUGCUUUUUCUUCAAGAAGUGUCGGAUAGGACGCAACCAAAGUCCACAAAUUGUGAUGACCUCCUACACCCCUGCCGUACACAACUUGCCUGAGCAGUCACUCUCUCUCUACGGAUAUCAGCCGGCCUACCGUGGCUACCAGCUCGUACCUUCCCAGCCUGGCUAUGGACCACCACCAUACAUGGAAACUAAUGCAUUCACUGCCGGGAUACCAAUUGUGUCCUUCCCUGGUCAGCCUUAUGCACCGCCACCAGUCAGCACCGAUGUCCUACAACCCCGCUUAUGUGCCACAGUGGAUAGCUAACGAGAUGCAUGUUUGAAAACCCUCUUUGCGCCACCAUUCUCCAUGGGAAUAAGACAUAUGUGGAUAACAUUGUGUUGUUACAAUGGAAAUAUAUAUUAAUAAUAUUCAAAUAUAUCUUAUGGAAAACUACAUAAUCUACUACUUAAAUGUAUUGCUAAAUCUUGCUGCUGAAUGACCAUUUGUUUACCAAUAUCCAAUUUUAAAAUAUGGCCACUUUUAAAUGGAAGAGUUGAAUAAUGAUGCAUUCAAGAAAGGAAAUUCAAUUACCAAAACACACUUCAAGUCAGGAGAGAGAGAUAAAAGAAAUAAAAAACGCAAUUAUAUGACAAUAAAUCUACAGAUGCUUAUGGUAUUUGUAGUUUAUUUGAAUUUGUUUAUACAUUCAGAUUCAUUCACUGAACAAAUAUUACUUGAAUUGUUGCACUUUGUUGCAGUCUUUGUUUAUUGGGAUUUUCUUAUUUAUUUAAACUGUGGUUCCAUUGGAGAA